AGUUUUGGUUUCCUCUACUUCUGUUUCCUCAAUUUAUAUCUAAUACUGGAGACUUUUCCCCCCUCAAUUCUCAUGAAAUAUAACAAUAUUAUUAUUCUAUUAAUCCACUACUCAUUAUUAUAAUAUUAUACAUGAAGUGGCAUUAUUACAAUAAUUAUUAUUAAUACUUUAUUAGUACAUAACUACACUAAAAUAUGACAGUUUGUGAAUUUUAAGUUCUUUUUCUUUAAUUAUUAUUGUCUUGAACCUAUUAUCUUUUUACUGAUAUAUUUUAUUUUGUCUUGUUAAAUAGCUAUGUUGAGAUAUUUAAAGAGAAAAAACACCUCCUCCCCAAGGUGGUGAUGAAUCUUCUUCCAAUAAACCACUUCAAGAGAUCAACUUAGAAGAUCUUCCUGCAGAUCCUGGACAAAGGCAUGGUAUCUUGCAAUAUAAUGUUAAUGAUCGAGACCGAGUUCGUAGAGCAUAUUUACAAAAAGGUCCUUGCCAACCGAAUAACCACGUAUUUCCUCUCACAAUUUAUGGCAAGCAAAAUAGAAAAUUUAAUAAACUUUGGUUCGCCGAAUAUAGUACUUGGUUGGAGUAUAGUGUAUCCAAAGAUGCUGCAUAUUGUUUAUGUUGUUAUCUUUUUAAGCCAGACAUCGGAGGUCAAUCGGGUGGUGAUCAUUUUGUUACUCAAGGAUUUAGUAAUUGGAAGAGAAAUGAAAAGUUACGUGCUCAUGUAGGAGGUCCUAAUAGUGCACAUAAUGAAGCUUGGGGAAAAUGUGUAGAUUUGAUGAAUCAAAAGCAACAUAUUGAGACAGUUGUUCACAAGCAGUCGGAUCAAGAAAAAACUAAUUAUAAAAUGCGCUUGAAUACUUCAAUUGAGGUGGCUCGAUAUCUCUCAACACAAGGAUUGGCAUUUCGGGGUCAUGAUGAAAGUGAAAGUUCGGCUAAUCCAGGAAAUUUUAUUCAACUUGUGAAAACCUUUGGCCAAAUUAAUCCGAAUAUCAAAGAUGUUACUCUGAACAAUGCUCCACAAAAUCAUAAGAUGAUAUGUUCAAAUAUUCAAAAGGAGAUUGUAAAUGCAUUUGCAAUGGAAAUUCUAAAAGAAAUUACAAGUGAUAUUGGGGAUUCGACGUUUUGUCUAAUGGUUGAUGAAGCACGUGACAUAUCAAUGAAGGAGCAAAUGGCCUUGGUGAUAAGGUAUGUCGACAAAUCUGGUAGUGUGAUCGAGCGAUUUUUAGGGGUUGAACAUGUUACUGAUACUAGUGCUUUGACUCUUAAAAGAACUAUUGAUGAUUUUUUUUCUCGAUAUGGAUUGAGUAUCUCUAAAUUACGAGGUCAAGGUUAUGAUGGAGCUAGUAAUAUGAGAGGUCAAUUCAAUGGACUAAAAACACUCCUCUUGAAUGAGAACUCUUGUGCAUAUUAUAUUCAUUGCUUUGCUCAUCAGCUACAAUUAGCUUUAGUAGCAGUUGCUAAGAAGCACGACCAUAUUUCUUCACUUUUUGAUUUUACUACAAGAGUGUUGAACAUUGUUGGUUCUUCAUGUAAACGUCGUGAUUUGCUUAGAGAGAAGCAAUCUGAAAAGAUAAUUGAGGCACUCAAUUUGGGAGAAAUUUCAAGUGGGCGAGGUCUAAAUCAAGAAACGAAUCUCAAGCGAGCAGGUUAUAUUAAGUUUAUGCUUUAAUAAUAUGCUUUUACCAUUUUUAUUAAUGUCUCAUCACUUCUCUUUUAAUU
Messenger RNA from Erythranthe guttata (spotted monkey flower), 1716 nucleotides. Lineage: Eukaryota; Viridiplantae; Streptophyta; Magnoliopsida; Lamiales; Phrymaceae. The record is from RefSeq and is a predicted model, not a curated record.